This is a messenger RNA of Branchiostoma belcheri (Belcher's lancelet), 579 nucleotides long. RefSeq lists its product as uncharacterized. Bases 91 to 516 code for a protein of 141 amino acids. The record is from RefSeq and is a predicted model, not a curated record. Lineage: Eukaryota; Metazoa; Chordata; Leptocardii; Amphioxiformes; Branchiostomatidae. The transcript is spliced from 2 exons.
UGACCUGACGGUUUGACAGCCGGAUGUGGCAGUGACGUCGGCGGAAACGAUUCCGACACACCUUACAUAAUCAACAGCUAGGAUCUCAACAUGGCGGCCGAAUAUGAGGAACGAGUAGAGACGACCGAACACAGUAUAAUCAACGCUUGGGACCUCGCAGAAGACACGCCAACUGCCCUUCCACGAGGGGUCGGCAGUAAAGUUGGAAAUGCGGGAGGAAAUUCGGGGAUCGUCACAACACUAGGAUGGGAGAGCGACUGGACCACCAUGAUGUAUCUAGGAGCAGGGCUCGGCUCGGUCAUACUCAUCCUCGCCAUAUUCGUCUGCUGCCUGCUUAGGGAGCGUGAAAAACAAGAGGUAAUCAGACGGGCUCAACUAGAGGCUGCUUACAGAGUCAUGGUGCCCCUCUGGGGCCCACGGGAGACGGUUCUCCUCCAAGCACCCUCCGUGAAAAAUGGACAUACCCAUCCGUGGAGAUACCCAGCCUGCCCACCGAGAGAACAGGUUAUUGUAUAGUUUAUUUGACAGAAGACCCUCGGGGCCUUCAGGAUCGAAUUGUACCACAUCUUUCUGCAUGUA